Messenger RNA from Brugia malayi, 129 nucleotides. RefSeq lists its product as uncharacterized. Bases 1 to 129 code for a protein of 42 amino acids. NCBI's taxonomy places the organism in Eukaryota, Metazoa, Nematoda, Chromadorea, Rhabditida, Onchocercidae. The record is from RefSeq and is a predicted model, not a curated record. The transcript has 2 exons.
AUGACCAACUUGGAUUCAUUAACAUUAGUAGCUUAUCAAAUUUCGUACUUUUCGCUGCAGCUGUUGCUGGUUAUAUUGCUGCUUAUAUUUGGGACCGUUGUCGCCUUCCCUGUUUUGUUGGCUAGAUAG